AUGACUAAUAGCCCGCGCAAUGAUGUGGCCAAGCGGGAUAUUUAUGAGGGCUUGAACGACCACACUAUGGUCACAGAUAAAGAAAUGUUCCCGUAUGUGGUUGCUGUACUCAAAAUGGCCAGCUAUCUGAGUGCCGGUGCCAUGAUAAGCGACAGUUGGAUAUUAACGGCGGCCGAUGCUCUCUAUUUAGUCCGUGAAACUAUCAGGGAGCUCCGCGUGCGCAUCGGCAGCGUGAACUACAAAAAGCACGGUUCGGUACUGCCGGUAAAAUACUUCCGAAUACACCCGUACUUCGACGACUCCGGUCCCAGCUACGACUUGGCUCUGGUGAGGCUCGCGGAACCAGCACCUUUGUCGCCCAACGUUUACCCGAUAAGGUUAAGAAGGACAAUGAGGGAGUUGACUGCCACACAUUUCAUAGUCACCGCCUGGCCGCCACGGAGUAAGGCCCAGUCUUCGAAGAGUAUAAAGUACAACUCUUUAGAGUCGAUCCAACGCAACAGGCUACUGACGGUACGACAAAUGCAUCCAAUGGACCCAGAAGACUGUCGCAAACAACAAGAGAAACUCGACAUAAUGGAUAACGGCACUCUAUUAUGUUUAGACUCGUCGUUAGGAUCUGAUCCAUGUGCUAGAGAGGCCGGUGCGCCGGUGGUCUUAAACGGAGUGCUGUGGGGCAUCGUAUCCUCUUGGAGACCGGAAGACUGCAAGUUAAAGUCCGGACCGAGCUUCGUGAACCUUGUCGCCUCGCCUAACGUUAGUUCGUGGAUCGAUGCUGUUGAGAGAGACCUCCACUGGAGACUACAAAGGGUCAAUACUGACGAAGAUAAUUACGUU
This is a messenger RNA of Iphiclides podalirius (scarce swallowtail), 837 nucleotides long. NCBI's taxonomy places the organism in Eukaryota, Metazoa, Arthropoda, Insecta, Lepidoptera, Papilionidae. The record is from the annotation of a GenBank genome assembly.